Messenger RNA from Acanthosepion pharaonis, 792 nucleotides. The record is from the annotation of a GenBank genome assembly. NCBI's taxonomy places the organism in Eukaryota, Metazoa, Mollusca, Cephalopoda, Sepiida, Sepiidae.
AUGCCUGACACACAGACUCUCUCUCUCUUUCAUUAUAUUGGUUUCUCUUUGUUUCUUUUCACUUUUCAUUCUCUUUCCUUUCCAUCUUUAUUAGUUUCCCUGCAACUUAACACUUCUUUUAUUCUUUUCUCUCAUCUUCAUUUCGUUCUCUAUCUAUUUCUCACAUUUCCUUUCUUUCUUCCUCUUUCUUCAUCUCUUAAUUCCUCACCUCUCUGUCUUCUUCAUUAUCUAUUUCUUCUCGCUUUAUUUCUCUCUCUCUCUCUCUCUCUUUCUUCAUCACUCUCGCACUUUCGUAAUCUAAAUUUUCGUUCUCUUUCCUUGUCUCUUUAUCCUCUCUUUAAUUCUCUCUACCUUUCUUCAUUUCACUCUUUCUUAAUCUUCUUUUCUAAUUCACUUUCUUUGUCUCUUUCUCCUCUCUUUAUUUAUUUCUCUCUUUCUUCAUUUUUCUCUCUCUCUCUUAAUCUAAUUUUUUAUUCCAACGUUUUUAAUUUUUGUCCCCACAUUCUCUGUUUUUUUUUUUUUCAAUUUUUCUUCCGUCCUUUCUGUCUUCAUCCUUUUCUUCCUCAUCUUUCUUUAAAUCUUUCCCACUCUUUCUAUAUUUGUCUGUCUCCCGCCUUUUUAUACCACUCUCUACUACCUUUUCCUCUUUCUCUCACUUUUUUCGUUUCUUUCUCCCUCUCUUGCCUCACCCUCUUUUCAUUUUCCCGCUCCCUCUUUUACUUCGUCUCUCACUCUUUUUUUUCUUUUUUGAUUUGUUUGUCGCUCGAUAUUACGUGCUUUGCUUCUUUUUAA